UUCAUGCAGAGUGUAUAGCAGUCCUCGCUGACAGCCAAGCCCUGCCACAUCCUCGUCAAAUCCUCGCCAAAACACAAAGCUCUGCUCUGUCAGGCUGAGAGAAAAGGGUCGUGACCCUGUACAGUAGCAGCCACCAUGGCAGAAGCGCACCAGGCGGUGGCCUUUCAGUUCACCGUCACCCCUGAUGGCAUCGACCUACAGCUGUGCCACGAGGCUCUACGCCAGAUCUACCUCUCUGGCCUCCACUCCUGGAAGAAAAGGUUCAUUCGCUUCAAGAAUGGGGUAAUGACUGGUGUGUACCCAGGCAGCCCUGCUGGGUUCAUGGUAGUGGUUGUGUCCUACAUGUCCUACAAUAAAUAUAACCAGCUGGAUCCCUCUCUGGGGUUGAUUUCCAAGCUAGGCCAACACAUACCAAUCAGCCGAUAUAUGUCCACAGACAGCCAGAGGGUAGUUGGAGGAGUUCUGGUGGGCACAGGCCUGUGGGUCACCAUAAUCAUGAUUAUGAGGAAUGUCCUAAAGUGCCUGUUGUCGUGGCAUGGCUGGAUGCAUGCACGCCAUGGCUCUGUGUCCUGGUCUACUCGUCUGUGGAUGUUAUUAGUGAAGGUGUUCUCUGGCAGGAAGCCAAUGCUCUACAGUUUCCAGAACUCCCUGCCAAGGCUACCUGUUCCCUCUAUCAAGGACACCUGCAGAAGGUACCUGGAGUCAGUGCGCCCACUAAUGGAUGAUGAGCAGUAUGACCGGAUGAAGGGCUUGACUAAAGACUUUGAGAAAAACCUGGGACCAAGGCUGCAGUGGUACCUCAAACUCAAGUCGUGGUGGACCUCCAACUAUGUCAGCGACUGGUGGGAAGAGUAUAUUUACCUCAGAGGCCGUGGGCCCAUCAUGGUCAACAGCAACUAUUAUGCCAUGGAUUUCUUGUAUGUAUUCCCCACAUCCAUCCAGGCUGCCAGGGCAGCUAAUGCCAUCCAUGCAAUUAUGCUCUACAGGAGAAAACUUGACAGAGCCCAGAUCAAACCAAUAUACUUGCUGGCGAACAAGGUUCCUCUGUGUUCGGCUCAGUGGGAGCGGAUGUUUAACACCACCCGCAUCCCUGGUUUGGAGACAGACACCCUACAGCACAUGAAUGAGAGCAAACACAUAGCUGUGUACCACAAGGGCCGUUUCUUCAAGGUGUGGAUGUUUUAUGAUGGGCGGCUACUGUUGCCACGGGAGAUAGAGCAGCAGAUGGAGAGGAUCUUGGCAGACAAGUCGGAGCCCUUUCCAGGAGAGGAGAGACUAGCUGCGCUUACGGCAGGGGACAGGACCCCAUGGGCAAAGGCCCGUGAAACUUACUUCAACCGGGGUAAGAACAAGCAAUCUCUGGACGCCAUUGAGAAGGCAGCCUUCUUUGUAACCCUUGAUGACACUGAGCAGCACUACGAUGCAGACAAUCCAGUCAAGUCUCUGGACAGUUAUGCCAAGUCCCUGCUCCACGGAAAGUGCUAUGACAGGUGGUUUGACAAAUCCUUUAACUUGAUAGUGUUCAAGAAUGGCACCAUGGGGCUGAACGCAGAACAUUCCUGGGCAGAUGCUCCAAUCAUUGGUCACCUGUGGGAGCAUGUACUCUCCAUGGACCCUUUUAAGCUGGGAUAUACUGAGGAUGGGAACUGCUGUGGGGAGCGCCACCCCAACCUGCCAGGUCCUCAGAGGCUGCAGUGGGACAUCUCUGCUGAGUGCCAGGAAACCAUUCAGAGCUCUCUGACAUUAGCCAGGACUCUGGCAGAUGACGUGGACUGUCACAUUUUCCCCUUUGCUGACUUUGGCAAGGGUCUGAUUAAGAAGUGCCGCACCAGUCCUGACGCCUUCAUCCAGAUCGCCCUACAGCUGGCCCAUUACAGGGACAAAGGGAAGUUCUGCCUGACGUACGAAGCCUCCAUGACGCGUUUGUUCCGUGAGGGCCGAACAGAAACUGUGCGCUCCUGCACAAUGGAAACCUGUACCUUCGUUCGUUCCAUGAUCAAAGAUGAGACAAAAGAAGAGCGCCUCAAGUUGCUCAAACUGGCAGCAGAGAAGCAUCAAAACAUGUACCGCCUGGCUAUGACAGGAGACGGCAUUGAUCGCCAUCUUUUCUGUCUGUACGUGGUCUCUAAAUACUUGGGAGAAGACUCACCUUUCCUCAAAGAGGUCCUGUCUGAGCCAUGGAGGCUGUCCACCAGUCAGACCCCUCUGCAGCAGGUUGAGCUGUUUGACCUGGUCAGACACCCAGAAUAUGUGUCCUCUGGGGGAGGAUUUGGCCCGGUGGCCGAUGAUGGUUACGGUGUCUCCUAUAUCAUCGUUGGUGAGAACCUCAUCAACUUCCACAUCUCAAGCAAACACUCAAGCCCAGAAACUGACUCGCACCGUUUCGGUGCCAACAUCAAACAGGCCAUGCUGGACAUUCUGGAUCUCUUCCAGCUUGACAAGAAAGCCAAGUGAUUGCCCUCUACAUGGGUGGAAAAAUAUAAGAUGCUGUUUUUAGCAAAACAUAUAUUCUAACUGAGGCUUGUACAGAAUAAAAUGUUGGAUUUUGGCUUAUUUUUAAGUUAAUUGAUGUUACAGAAGUAAGGAUGAUUGGGAGGUAUUUGGAAAUAUUACUGUCAAUGUUUGUGAGGCAUUUAUGUGUACUGUAUGUAUAGGCAGGGUGAGAUUCUGGUGGUAUUGGGUACAGGUAGUCCACAGAUCAAAAUUUUUAUUUACAGGACUGUACACACCCGUGCCUUAGUGACCUGUUAAUGUAAAAAGGGCACAAAGGGAGGAUAAAAUUAGAGCCGCUCUAGUCUGAGAUCAAGUCUAUUUUACUAAAGUAAGACAUGUCAGCUAAGAUUGUUCAGUAGCAUCAUCCCAUAUUGGAAUCACAUUUUAAGUUGAGAGAUGGCGCAAUAUUUUUACUAGUUUUUAUGCCAAUUUCAAAAAAUCCUAUGAAUUCUUUGUUUUCUUAAAGGUUUCUUCUAGUCUCCUCAAUUUCAGCACCUGAGUCAUGUGUAACUGGCCAAAGCAGCAAACUUGAUGUAACAUAUCCUAACAAAGCACAUCUUGUGUGGUGUCCAUUACUUUCAUAUAGCUUAGUUUAAAUACUGAGUCUGAUUCUUUAGGCCGAACAGUUGUAUCCAGUAAUCUUUUACCUGCUGUAGCCUGUGAGUAAAAAUGGUUAUCUAUAAUAAGAAGAAUUAUAUUAUAGUAAUAUUCAGCUUUGAUCUGGAAAGUGGCCCCGCACCAGUGUGAUUCUGGAUACCAAUACAAAGGACAGAGAGCUGUUGGUGCUGUCCAACCAAUAGAUCUCCAUUGCCCUUCUGACUCAAGUGCACAACCAGAGUGUUUGUUCUUCUUAGCUGCUAUGAUUUUACGAUGUAGCAACAAAGGCAGAUCAUGUUAAUGUGUGCGUGUUUGUUUUCAUACUCAGGUUUUACUAACUUGGCCUAGUAUUCUGUGGUGCUGGUUGCAGCAUUGGAAGAUUAGUGCUGUUGGCGUGUAUAGGUACAACAGUUGAAAAAGAUGAGAUGCAGUACGAUGCCAUGUGACCUCUGUUAACUGAUGGGUAGUAGAAUAUUAAGUUUGCUGUUGAAGUGAGGCAUUGGACGGAGUGUGUGUGUCUAGGAUGAAUGUGACACAUUAUGUUGCCAGCGAUGACUUUUUUUUUUUUUCCAGUUUCUUGUGUUUAAAUGAGUGAGAUAACUGUACUUUUGACCUUUCAGUUCACUCCAUGAAUGGACUUUUAGUUAAAACUAAAGUAACUAAACUAAGUUCAAACCUUCGUAGCCUUCUGUCAGAUCAAGAUGAAUCAUAAACUUUUAUCAGCAAACUGUUGAGUUGUCAGUUACGUUUCAGCUGUUGUUACCUAGUCAAGAUGAGGUGCAGAAUCAUUUAGUGGGUUGUUGUGUCUCUCCGGCACAGCAGGAAAUCAAUGUUUCUCCUGGAGUAAUGCUUAUGAAGGGCAGAGGGGCUGUCAUGUAUAGGAAUGCAUUUUUUUUAAAUUAUGUAUAUGUUGUCAGUUCAUCAUAUUAUUUAUUGUUUUCCAUGUUUUAACCUCUUUAUUCACACAACAAACUUUGAGAUAUGCGUAUUUUUCAGAUCAAUGCGUUGAAUGAUAAGCACUAAGUUAAAGCUUUGCUGAUUUAUGAAGUGAAACAGACAAAAUGCUUCCUUUUUUUUUUUUGACAUGGCAGUUUUAUCGCAGACUUUGCCAGUAUGUUGUAGAUGUGUGACUUUUUAUCUUGGUAGACCUCAUGUUUACGCUGCUGCAUGGUUUUUGAAGAUGAAGCUGUAUUUGUUUGCCUUUAAUUUAAAGAUGUGUAAAAAGAAAAGCAGCUGAUAUACCAAAACAAGUUUUAACAAUAAAGUGAAUGUCAGACAGCUGUA
Molecule: messenger RNA, 4374 nt
Organism: Xiphias gladius (swordfish)
Lineage: Eukaryota; Metazoa; Chordata; Actinopteri; Istiophoriformes; Xiphiidae
Gene: cpt1ab
Product: carnitine palmitoyltransferase 1Ab (liver)
Exons: 19
Coding region: 136-2454 (772 amino acids)
Biological process (GO): fatty acid metabolic process; carnitine metabolic process
Cellular component (GO): mitochondrion
Molecular function (GO): carnitine O-palmitoyltransferase activity
Source: RefSeq, a predicted model, not a curated record